Molecule: messenger RNA, 2080 nt
Organism: Ictalurus furcatus (blue catfish)
Lineage: Eukaryota; Metazoa; Chordata; Actinopteri; Siluriformes; Ictaluridae
Gene: cbln2a
Product: cerebellin 2a precursor
Exons: 3
Coding region: 199-795 (198 amino acids)
Molecular function (GO): protein binding
Source: RefSeq, a predicted model, not a curated record
ACAGAGAUACAGAGAGUAAGUGAGAGUGACUGAGUGUGAGAGAGAGAGAGAGAGAGAGACGCAGGUCGGUGAUGAGUGAGGUGAGGCAGGUGCUUUUUUCUCCUCUCCGUUUCCUGGAGUGCUCGUUUACAUUUUCCUCUCUGGUUCCUCUCCGGUUCCUCUUUGGUUCCUCUCCGGUUACUCCUCACGUGUGAGAAGAUGGGCUCUCCAGCCGUUUCUCUCCUCUUCUCCUCUGCUCUGCUGCUGUCCCUCUCAGUGUCUCGCUCUCAGACGCACAACGACACAGAGCCCGUGGUUCUGGAGGGGAAAUGCCUGGUGGUGUGCGACUCUAAUCCGUCCUCAGACGGGGGCAUCACCUCCUCGUUCGGGAUCUCGGUGCGAGCUCCGGGGGCGAAAGUGGCGUUCUCAGCUGUCAGGGGGACGAACCACGAACCGUCCGAGAUGAGCAACAAGUCCAUGACCAUCUACUUUGACCAGGUUCUCGUCAACAUCGGCCACCAUUUUGACCUGAAGGCGAGUGUGUUCCAGGCACCGAGACGCGGCAUUUACAGCUUCAGCUUUCACGUCGUCAAAGUCUACAACCGACAGACCAUCCAGGUGAACCUGAUGCACAACGAGUACCCGGUCAUAUCAGCGUUCGCAGGAGAUCAGGACGUGACUCGUGAGGCUGCGAGUAACGGAGUUCUUCUGCUUCUGGAGCGAGAUGACCGACUCUACCUGAAACUGGAGAGAGGAAACCUCAUGGGAGGAUGGAAAUAUUCCACCUUCUCCGGAUUUCUCGUCUUCCCGCUCUGAUUUCCAUGUCUUCCAUCUCGGAAUCCUGCUCCUUUAAUCCCACUGUACUGCACAUUAACAAGGGUUUCAUGAAUGUGUGUGCUCUACGAGUGGAUUUAAGGAGCGCCAGGUUCUGAGUUAAAGGAAACAUCUGGCGUUUUUCACUCUGAUCUCUCUGUACUGUAUCUUCAGUUUAUUCCAAACUCACUUAGAAUGGAAAUCUAACCCUAUGUUCAUACCAGCAGGUAAUGAGUCCGUCGUGUCGCUUGUAGUUUGUCUCUUGUGGGCGUGGCUUGUCAAGCAUUUUUAAAAUUCCAAUACUAGCUAUACGGUAGCUUCUAGUUAAACUCAAUUAAAUAACGCACUAAUCAGUGUGAAAAACUGUUUGAUUUACGUGUUAUUAAACCUUACUGUGUUUACUGACGUGUUGGAAAUUUAAAGAUAAAAAUCCAUAAGAACAGUUUUGGGAAGAUUUUCCCUCACAUCUGUCUCAUCUGAACACCGACAUCGUUCCUGUAGAGCUGCUGCAGAUUUCCGUUUGUGUUUUAUAGUUGCGUAAUUUAAACAUUUAUUCAGUAACGUAGCUUCACGUCUGCCCUUAGACCUCCAGACUUCUCUUCUCAGUGGAUGGAGAUUCGAGUGGAAAACGCUGGAGACAUCUGAAACAGCUUCGGCUGGAGAACUUCCUAAUGACCUUGAAGAACCUGGUGAUCAUCGAGUGAUGAUCAGGUUUAAAACCAAACUCUUUAGGAAGAAUAAGGACUGAAGAGCAUGAGGACAUUCUUCGAAAGGACUUGUGUCAUGUUGUUUGAUCAAAAAUACAGCUUGUAUGUAUCACCUUUUAAAUUCUCUCCGAGUCAGGAUUCAGGAUUUUACAGCCUGAAGAACCUAAAAACCGUGCGUAAAGUGUCGUGAAAGAGGAUUGUGUAUAAACCAAAUGCAGUCUAGGCAUGGGUUUUUGAUUAUUUUUGUAUUGAAAAGCACGAAUUCUGUCGCACGCAGCGUGAUUUUCAUUUCGUGAUUCAGUGCUUCAGUUGUUUUGUUCAGUAUUCGUCUUUUAAUUAUUAUUAAUAGCUAUUAAUCCACUAGCGCGAUAUCCGCUCUAUGUGAUUUUUAAAUAUACGUGAAUAUAAACAGCCGACGAUCACCAUGCCAUAAACACAUAACACAGAAUGUAAUCACGAACCAUUCAUUCAGCUUUAUCCCUCAGUAAACAAAACCAAACAAAUGCAACAUGGCUUAUAUUUGCUUUUGUUUGUUUUUUUGUACUUACAGACCAUGUAGAGAAUAAAACUUCACUCGAUCA